Clupea harengus (Atlantic herring) is the source of this 2811-nucleotide messenger RNA. It is a transcript of the gene ankrd34c, whose product is annotated as ankyrin repeat domain 34C. The record is from RefSeq and is a predicted model, not a curated record. Gene Ontology annotation, molecular function: protein binding. Lineage: Eukaryota; Metazoa; Chordata; Actinopteri; Clupeiformes; Clupeidae.
UGUGGUUCUUGUGUGCGCAGCGAGGAAUGCAGCUACUGGGCUCAUCUGCUGCGUCUCCAUAACAAAAGCGAAGGUGCUAGUGCGCCAUGGUGCUCUAAAAUAGGACAGCGAUAGACCUGUUCUGAACUAUAAAGGGAAUAUGCUUUAGAUAUAAGGCGCACCAUUCGGAAAUAUUUCUUUAACGAUUAGAAAGCUAUUUCAAACAGCGUUAGAAUAUACCCCUGGACAUCCUGAAAAUGAUAAAUCUGUUUUAAACGCAGGACUGAGUGUGAUCUCUGCGGGCAGUCUGGGUGAUGGACGACAUGUUGGAGCUGCGGACAGACGGCAACUCGCUGCUGAAGGCUGUAUGGCUGAGGCGCCUGAGACUCACCCGGCUCCUGCUGGAGGGAGGUGCCUACAUCAACGAGAGCAACGACCGAGGGGAGACGCCGCUCAUGGUGGGCUGCAUGUCCAAGCACUCAGACACGCAGAGUGUCAGCAAGGCCAAGCUGGUCAAGUACCUGCUGGAUAACAAAGCUGACCCCAACAUCCAGGACAAGACGGGCAAGACGCCGCUGAUGCACGCGUGCAUCCACCGGGCAGGUCACGAGGUGGUGUCGCUCCUGCUGACCAACGGGGCAGAUCCAAGUCUGGAGGAUCGCAGUGGAGCCUCGGCGUUGGUUUAUGCUAUCAACGCGGAUGACAAAGAGACUCUCAAACUGCUCUUGGAUGCCUGCAAAGCCAAGGGUAAGGAGGUGAUCAUCAUCACUACAGACAAAUCGCCAUCUGGCACCAAAACUACCAAGCAAUACUUAAACGUGCCCCCUUCCCCCGAACUGGAUGAGAGGUCAUCGCCGACGUUAUGUGCCUCCCCCUCUGACAUUGAGCUAAACCCUUUGUCUCCGUCAAGCAAAGAGGAAGAGCUCAACACGGUUUUCCCUUACCAGUCCCAGUGGAAAUCCAGUUCCAGCACAGCCGUCAGGCCCCCCAACGGCCCAACCUCCCCGCCCCGCAAGCCAACGAACCCCAAACGUGCACGCCUUCCGCUGCUAAAGCGUCUUCAGUCCGAGCCCUGGGGCUUGAUCGCUCCCUCUGUGCUGGCUGCCGCUCAAGAGGAGAGCAGGAAAGCCAACUCCGACGAGGACGUCAUAUCCGGCGUCAAUGGACUGUCCAUCUCCAGAAGAGCCACCCUGUCACGGACCAAUAGCUUCGACGGCAAGGAGAUCACGUUCCCUUAUGUUGGCGAGCAGCCAUCCAAAAUCUCUCCCACUUCCCCAGCUCUUCCACUGCCGACCUCCUCCAAGGUGUCCUAUGACAGAUCGCUGGUCCAGCAUCAGCCCCUGGCUCGCCGCAGCACCAUCCCCACUGAGCAGGAGAGGUCUGAGGGCACGGGCCAAAGUGCUUCAGCCAGCCUCAGAGACACAGUGCACAGGAGGAGGCUGGGCCCCGACCACUAUGACUCUGACUCCCAGCUCUACGCUGACUCGGGCAUGCUCGACUCGCCCAAGGUGCCCUUGGAGAGGCGGAAGCUCAACACCUCCCCGCUGGCCAUGCUAACCGGCUCGCGCGAAUCCCUUGACAGCAACGCCAGCACGUCCUCGCCUUGCACGGCACGCCGCCGUGCGCCAGGCCUGCUGGAGAGGCGCGGCUCAGGAACCCUCCUGCUGGACUACAUUUCCCACACCCGCCCGGGACACCUGCCGGCCCUCAACGUCAACCCCAAUCCCCCUAUCCCUGACAUCGGUGCUUGCAGCAAGCCCUCAUCGCCCCUCACCACGGGGUUUAGGUCGAUAGCUCCGGUGGUGCCGAGCUCACCAAAGAGAGGCAACCUCAAGACCAAGAAGAAGCUGGUGAGAAGGCACUCUAUGCAAGUGGAGCAGAUGAAACAGCUAUAUGACUUUGAGGAGCUAACCCAGUAGGAGUGACUGUCUGUCUGGCUUUGACAGAUGUUAUAUGGAAACAAGCACAUUCUGUGAAACAAGGUUUAGUUUUGAAAUCAUGUUUCCUCAGCUCUCUCCGGCCCUGAGGCCAGUUUAUAGUGAACCAAAAAAAAAAAGUGAGUUGAUGGGAGUAAAUAAACGCUGUUUCAGGUAGCAGCUAUCUCCGGAUAGGAACUGGUCCCAAUCUGUCAGAUACAAAGUAUACCUAUUCUGGGUCAGGCUCAGACUUCACCUGAACACAGUAAACAGCUAUGUAGGGUAUUUCUGAGCAGAGAUUGAGACAUCAGCACCGAGGAACUAAAAAGAAAAGCUGCUGGGUAUUUUUUACUCACAGACUUGAAUGAAAUGUUCUUUGUUUAGUUGCAUCCUAUUCAUGCACAUCAACUGAUUAUCACACUAUAGGGUUUUGUGUCUGAGAUAACUCUACUCUCGCCACUUGUAGCUAUCAGACAAAAUUGGAGUUGAAUGUGCUUUAAUGUGAUUAAUACAGAUAUGUGUUAUCUACUGACUGUAGUCUAAACUAACCUAGGGUUAUGUCAUGUUCUGUGUACCUACUACACUGAAGUCACCCUGUCCAACCCAUUGAAUAUCAAUUAGAAGUAGAGAGCCACAGCACAGCAAAACUAUUUGACUGUACAUAGCACAAUGUCACAUACAUAUCUACUGAGCUUCACUGUCUGGAGACAUGAUGGAAAAACUUCAAAAAUAUUAGCAUAUAAUUUGGGAAUAAAAAUAAUUCUAAAAUAUGAAACACCAUUUAAUAUCUUGGAUAAGUACAAAAUAAUACAAGAUGUUCUGAUUAGACAGAGGCGCAGAUGAGAACUGAAUUAUCUGUCCAGUGUUAGUAGAUCUUGACAGAAAAUGUUACCAUUUCCUUAUAUUAUGUGCAUAU